AUGUUUAUCUCGAUUUUUCCGAUAUUCGUUGCCGUUUUGUUAUGUUCACCUGCUUUGGGUCUUCGAUUUAACCUUAUGGCAGGUGAAAAGAAAUGUUUGAAGGAAGACUCAACUGGUGGCAUAAUAACAAAGGGCCAAUUCUCCGCCACAAAACACGAUAUCCUUAGUGUUUCCAUUGCUAUUCAUGACUCGAAGUCGCAUCUUCUGUAUCAACGUGCAGAUUUCCAAAACGGAUCUUUCUCGUUCUCUACAGAGGAUUUUGAUUUGGUUGAUAUCUGUUUCGAGGUGCACAAGGAGCUGAGGCCAAACGUUUUGAUUUGGUUUGUUCCGUUUUUUUUGGCAAAUGCAGAAAAUCUGAAACCGGUCGAGGCCGAACUGAGACGAUUAGAGGCGAUUACAGAAGAAAUCGUUAGUUCUUUCGUACAUAUGCAUAACAAGAGCAGUCAUAUGAGAGUUACAAAUGGUGAGUACUUAGUGUCGAAAUUCUGCCGUAUACUUUUCACCGUUUUCCCAGUAUCCUUGUUAGUCUAA
Molecule: messenger RNA, 531 nt
Organism: Echinostoma caproni
Lineage: Eukaryota; Metazoa; Platyhelminthes; Trematoda; Plagiorchiida; Echinostomatidae
Source: the annotation of a GenBank genome assembly